Nothobranchius furzeri (turquoise killifish) is the source of this 1572-nucleotide messenger RNA. The record is from RefSeq and is a predicted model, not a curated record. Lineage: Eukaryota; Metazoa; Chordata; Actinopteri; Cyprinodontiformes; Nothobranchiidae.
GCUAGCUUGUUGUUAGCUACCAACGCUAGCUUGCUGUGCUGGUGUGUGAGGGGAACCUCUGAGGCUCUGCAGCAACAAUGUCUUCAGCUCAGUCUCUGAGAGAGGUGAUCAGAGAGCGGCUAACUGCUGCUGCUGCAGAAAUCUUCUCCGAGUUUGAAAAAACCAUCGUCCACUACGAGGAAGAGAUCGACCGUCAGCGCAGACUGCUGGAGAUCAGCUGGAAACCACAGAUCAACUUACACAGAAUAGAACUCCCACUGCAUUAUGUCAGGACACAUGAGGAGGUUCUGACUGACCAGCAGCUCUGGAACCAGGAGAGGACCUCCAGUUUGGAGCAGGAACAAGCAGAACCUUUACAGGAGGGACCAGAACCUCCACAGAUGAAAGUGGAGCAGGAUGGGCCAGAACCUUUGCAGAUUGUAAAACAAGAGGAGCUCUGCAUCAGUCAGGAUGAAGAGCAGUGUGUACUGAAGCAGGAGACGGUGACCUCCCUUGUGACUCCUGCUGGUGAGGAAAGAGACCACGAUGAAGCAGAACCAGACAGACACCAACUCCUUUUGUCACUGUUUCCUGAGGCUGAGAUCAGAGCUGCUGCUGCUCCGGGGUCAACAGAACUUCCACAGCAUCAUAUCUGGGAAAAAGAAGAGGUUCUGACUGACCAGCAGCUCUCUGACCAAGAGUCAACCUCCAGUUUGGACCAGGAGGAACCAGAACAUCCACUGAUCACAGAGAACCAUGAAGGGCAGUUCCUUUUGAAGCAAAAACAUGUAACCUUCGUAGAGACUUCUUCUUCUAACGAAACAGACUGCCAUGAUCCAGAACCCAACAGGAACCAACCCUUGAGUCAGAAUUCUACAGAAGCAGAGAACCAAGAUCAGGGUGGAUGCAGGAAAGAAAACUCAGAAUCAUACAGCAAUGAAGAACUGACACGUAAUAAAAGACGUCUGCGAAGCGAAGAUCAGAGAGACAAUGUAGAUGUUCAGACACUAAAAAAGAGGGCUCACAUAGGUGAAAGGCCAUUUUAUUGUAAGCUCUGUGGAAAAUCUUUCAGUCACAAGUGUUUUUUAUUUCGUCACAUGAGAACUCACACAGGUGAGAAGCCAUAUCCAUGUAACACUUGUGGUAAAUGUUUUACUGACAGUGGUAACUUGACUACACACAUGAGAACUCACACAGGUGAGAAGCCAUAUCCAUGUAACACUUGUGGUAAAUGUUUUACUGCCAGUAGUGGCUUGAUUUAUCACAUGAGAACUCACACAGGUGAGAAACCAUAUCCAUGUAAAACUUGUGGUAAAUGUUUUACUGACAGUAGUAACUUGACUACACACAUGAGAACUCACACAGGUGAGAAGUCAUAUCCAUGUAAAACUUGUGGUAAAUGUUUUACUUUCAGUAGUAACUUGUUUUAUCACAUGAGAACUCAACACAAGUGAAAAGUAUUUUCCAAGUUUGGUCUGUAUGAGAUUCAACUAGAUAUUUUCUUUAACUUUUCAUGUGAAAAUUCACACUUGAGUUUGUAUACAUUAAAGUGUGUGUGUGUUUUUUUUUUUUCAUAAAGUUGAGAAGAAAUGA